GGGAGUCCGUCCAGCUGCUCUCGCCGAGGACGCCGUCAGCCCCGGCGACGCUCGCAGAUGUCUGAUGGACGCCGAAGGACCAGGAUCAUGUUAGCGGAAUAAGCUCGGACGCUCCGCACGCGAACGGCUUCCACAUGGCGGAUGUGAAGAUGUGGGCCUUGAUGGGAGCCGUGUGCCUGUUCCACUGCGUCGUCGGACAGCUGCUGAAAGGGGCCCCCCGUCUUCUCUGCAGCGUCCCCGGGGCCCCGGGACCCCCCGGCAAGCCCGGUCCGGCCGGGACCCCGGGACCGGACGGGAACGCCGGCGUCCCCGGGAGAGAUGGCAGAGAUGGCAGGCCGGGGGAGAAGGGCCAGAAGGGAGACCCAGGUCUGAAGGGCAGGGUGGGGCCCGCGGGCAAGAUCGGCGAGCGCGGCGAGCGAGGGCCGACGGGUAAACGAGGUCCCGGGGGGGAGAACGGAGACAAAGGCCCCCCGGGCCCCGUCGGCCGCGACGGCGAAAAAGGACAGAAGGGCCAACGCGGCGUUCGCGGGACGGCGGGAAAAUGCAAAUGCGGGAGCCUCACGCCCAAAUCGGCCUUCUCGGUCGGCAUCACCAACAGCUACCCGAAGGAGAACACCCCCAUCAGGUUCAACAAGGUUCUGCUCAACGAGGGCGGCCAUUAUAACCCACAGACGGGCAAGUUCAUCUGCGCGUAUCCCGGCAUUUAUUUCUUCUCCUACGACAUCACCCUGGCCAACAAACACUUGGCCAUCGCGCUGAUGCACAACGGACAGCAUCGCAUCAAAACCUUCGACGCCAACACGGGCAACCACGACGUGGCGUCCGGAUCCACGGUGAUGUUCCUCAACCCCGAAGACGCCGUGUGGCUGGAGAUCUUUUACCACGACCAGAACGGUUUAUUUGCCGACCCGGGCUGGGCGGACAGCUUGUUCUCGGGCUUCUUGCUCUACGCCGACACGGACUACUUUGACACACUGGCGGACGAGUACUCAUAAGGAGAACCCAGAAUCAAGCUGAGCUAGCAAGCUAAUUACUGCGGGCUUGAUAGUUUUAUCGUGUUUUCAGAGUAUUUUUUACUGUUAUCACAUUUCCUCAAAUAGUGACCACCCCUCUUGUAUUUCGCCUCAACUAAACUCGACAAUAAACAGCUCGCUCAAAUUAGCUCCCCCAUUUGAGCUUCUUUGCUAGCCAAAACAGGAGCACCUCCCGAGGCACGUAGAUUGCGGCGUCUUACCGUAUUUUAUUAACAGUUUUCUGGUGUCUUUUUUUUUUUUUUUUUUAAAGCUAUUGGUUACAUCAACAUAUAUGCCCCCAACGACAAGUAAAAAUACAAGUGGAUGUGAUUUUCAGAUUCAGUGAUGCAAAAUUGUCCUAAAUCAAGUGCAAACAAAUAUAUAUAGACAACUUAUAUUUUUUUAUACCAUUGUAACUAUCAAAUUAAAAGUAACAUACAUUCUUACAUGUAUUUCCCAAAUAUAUUGGUGUGUGAUGUAAUGAUAUAGAUGUAGGCCUAUUAUUCAAAUGUUAAAUUAUCUUGUGAGAAAGUUUUGAUGCUUUUAUAUUUUUCAGAUAUUGCUGCGUGUGUGUGUGUGAGAGAGAGAGAGAGAGAGAGAGAGAGAGAG
Molecule: messenger RNA, 1622 nt
Organism: Syngnathoides biaculeatus (alligator pipefish)
Lineage: Eukaryota; Metazoa; Chordata; Actinopteri; Syngnathiformes; Syngnathidae
Product: complement C1q tumor necrosis factor-related protein 7
Exons: 3
Coding region: 135-995 (286 amino acids)
Molecular function (GO): protein binding
Source: RefSeq, a predicted model, not a curated record